This is a messenger RNA of Aaosphaeria arxii CBS 175.79, 2304 nucleotides long. RefSeq lists its product as uncharacterized. The transcript has a single exon. The record is from RefSeq and is a predicted model, not a curated record. Lineage: Eukaryota; Fungi; Ascomycota; Dothideomycetes; Pleosporales. The coding region runs from base 478 to 2253 and encodes 591 amino acids.
ACACUCUUUCCCACCAUCAGCCUCGAUAAAUACACAUCUUCUCCCCCGCCGUUGCUCCCUUCUCUUCUGACUCUUUCUACCCAAACGCCUCUCUACCCUUUGCCCACUUCCCUGUCACCCUCUUCUUUGCUUCCGUCUUUUGCCGGUCCAUCUUCCCAAUCUUCUUUACAACCCUGCCCACUUUCGACUGCGCUGAGGCUGCGAGUCACUCCACCAGCUAGAUUAUCCAUAUAAUCGGUACUAUUCCCCUCCCCAAACCAGUUUCUAAUCCUCUCUCGCUACCUCCAUUUUCCAACUAACAUCACCUUUCUUAGCACGACGAAUACGCCAAAUCCAAUCGACACCAACCUGCUGCAAGAAAUUUCCACACCAGACACUCUAUCCAGCCUUUUACCAACCCACUCUUUCUAUCGCACUGCUUGGUAGUACUGCUCGGAACACCGGCACUCAACGGCCCAGAGAUCCAUAAGGCCCGCCAUGUCCGAAUACAGCUACGACGACCGCCCACGUCACAGGCACAGGACGAGAGAACGGGAGCCAGAAUACGUCUCUGAGACCACCUACAUUGAGCGCGGAGGACGAGGAGCACCCAGUCGUGACCUCGCUUUCCGUCCCCAUGACGACAGCAUCGAAGACAUCCCCCGCAAUUUCCCACCACCGGGCGGUGCCGAGUAUCGACAGACAAAGUAUCGCGAGACGUACGAGCCUCGACGUGACUACGACGAUGACUACUAUGACCGUCGCAGUCGCCGCUCGUACGACUAUGACUACCACUCAGAUGACUACGAGCGACGUCCCAAGCCCCAACGCCGCAAGUCUGUUGUCGACAACCUCAAGGAGAUAGGCGAAGCUGCCGGUCUAGGCGGCGUCAUUGGCGCUGUCACUUCAAAAGUCCGCAGUAGCUCUCGUUCUCGCUCCCGACACCGAAGGGACCGUCACGACCGUGGCUACGACAGCGAGUACGAUGAGCGGUCGUUCCGCGAAGAUCGUCGAUCCCGCCGACACAGCUCCAGCUCGCGCAGUCGCAGCCGAAGCCGCGGACCAAGGAGCAAGAACGCAAAGUGGGAGCAGGCCGCCAAAGCUGCCAUCGUCGCCGGUGCCGUCGAGGCCUUCCGCAGCCGCAAGACCCCAGGACCUUGGACAGGCGAGAAGGGCCAGCGCAUCGCCACCGCCGCCUUGGGUGCUGCCGGUAUUGACAGCUUCAUCGACAAGGACCCUGACAAGCACAGCAAGCGACAUGUCGCUGAGUCUGCCCUUGGAGGUCUCGUUGCCAAUCGUCUGGCCAAUGGCUCUCGUUCUCGCUCUCGCGCCCGUGCCGAAGGAGGUUCCCGCUCUCCUUCCCGUUCCCGUUCGCGCUCUAGGUCCAGGUCUAUCUUCUCGCGCUCCCGCUCUCGAGGUCGUUCUGCGUCCCGUGGCCGUGAAGAGGGUGGUCACAGCAGUACUCUGAAGGAUGUCGCUGGUGCUGGUGCCGUUCUCGCAGCAGGAAAGGCCCUUUACGAUCGCGUACGAUCUAAGUCCCGCUCCAGGCGUGAGCGAUCGCGCAGUGUUUCAAGCGAAGACAGCUACGUUCCCUCCCGCAGUCGACGCAACCGCGCCUACUCUGAUCACGGCCGAAGUAUGGAUGGCUACUCGGAGGCUCCCCGAGCUAACACAGACCGCAGAGUAGCAACAACCGCCGGUGCUGGCGCGGCCGCAGGCGGAGGCGCCUUGACCAAGGGGCGGCUCGAAAGUUCUGACUCGGAAAGCACGACGGACAUGGAAAAGAAGAGGAGGAAGAUGAGAGGUAAGGAACUCCUGACUGCUGGUUUGGCCACUGUCGCGACGAUUCAUGCUGCACACGGCGUCUACUCUUCCAUGGUCGCUUCGGAGAAGCGCCGCAAGCUCGUCUCGGAGGGCGAGAUGACGGCGGAAGAAGCGCGCAAACGAAAAUCGAAGAACAUGCUCCAGGACGCCGCUGCCGUUGGCAUCGCCGCACUCGGAAUCAAGUCGGCCUUCUCCGAGUGGAAAGAGAUGAACGAGCAACGGCACAGUGUCAAGGAGAUUGAAGAUCGUCGCAAGAAGAGAAGAAAGCUGCGUGAACGUCGCGAGAAAGAGGCCCGGCAGAAUGCUCUUUAUGGCAUGAACACUCCCAUGGCUAAUCCGUAUGCCUAUCCUGUAGCUGCUGCCCCUUAUCCGCCUACCACGUAUGCGGACGCAAACCCCUACGGUGCGGUGCCGCCACCGCCCAUCGGUGCGCCUCCUGCUCGAUACUAGAUAGUUUUUCCUUUUUGUUUUGGGUUUCCACUUUCCUGCUUUUGUACUUUU